AUGUCUGGGGGCUCAGAGAGUGAUGACUGUGUAACAGCUAAUGGGAGGGUUUACAUUCCUGAAGUAAGAAAUGAGGAAACACCAGCAGUUGGGAUGCAGUUCGACUCGCUUGACAUUGUUUAUAAUUUCUAUAAUAGAUAUGCAUUCUUGGCUGGCUUUGGUAUUCGACUUCAUUCCAGCUUUUGGGGGGAAAAUAAGAAAGAGAUUCUGAGGAAAGAAUUUGUAUGUUGCAAACAAGGUGCAUACCGAAAAGAUGAAACUAGGGAGAGAAAAAGACAGCGGGGAAUAAGUAGAUGCAAUUGCAAAGCUAAGAUUGUGGUUGUGAAAACAAAUGGGAGCAAGAAGUAUACCAUAUCUCUUUUUGCAGAGGGACAUAAUCAUAAGAUGACACCCUCAGAAAGAUUGCAUUUAUUGAGAUCACACCGUCGUAUUUCAGAUUCUACAAAAGUACUCACAAAACAGUUGGGUUCGGUUAAUAUUCCCAUUAAUCAGAAGAUUGAGGGAGAUGGCGAUAACAGGUUUAGUCGAUGUUUUUGGGCAGAUGCAACUUCUAGACGGGCGUACGGGUUUUAUGGAGAUGUUGUUGUAUUCGAUACCACAUUCAACACGAAUCGAUACGACUUGACAUUUGCACCAAUGUUGGGAAUGUUUGAGGAGUUUAAGAAAGCCAUGCCAGGAGGUGAACCUAAAACGAUCAUUACAGAUCAAGAUGCGGCAAUGACCAGAGCGAUUUCAAUAGCCUUCCCGACUACAUUUCAUCGACUUUGCAUAUGGCACAUCACAUCAAAGUUCUCUAAAGCCAUAUGGGAUACUGACAAUAAGGAUGAGUUUGAUGCAAAAUGGAAUAGUGUGGUUACAAAGGCUGGGAAUCUUGGGUUCCAGCCUACGCACGACACUUUUUUGCCUGGAAUGUCAAGCAGCCAAAGAGCGGAAGGUUCUCAUGGUUUCUUCAAGCAAUACAUAUCAAGGAGAAAUUCGUUGAUGGAUUUCAUAAUACGAUUUGAGAGGGCACUUUCUCAUCAACGUCAAAAAGAGUUAGUUGCUGAUCACGUAGAUGCAUUUGAAGUGGCUCAAUGUAUUCUACCGAUGCCAAUGAACAAACAAAUGGCUACCUUGUACACAAGGACAAUGUUUCAAAAGUUUGAGCAAGAACUAAUACAAAGUAAAGCAUGUUUCCUAGAGCUCAAAACAGAGGAUGCUUCUAAAGUUGUCUAUAAUGUGAGCGAAGGAGAAAUUGGGAAACAAGAGUGGCAGAAGUCGUAUAUGUCAAAGAUUCUAACCACGCAUCAUGUAGCUGCAAAAGAUUUGAAUUUUUGGAAUUAUUUGCAAGCACAUCCUAGCAUUGUUCAGAAGGGACCAGAUUGA
Prunus armeniaca (apricot) is the source of this 1365-nucleotide messenger RNA. NCBI's taxonomy places the organism in Eukaryota, Viridiplantae, Streptophyta, Magnoliopsida, Rosales, Rosaceae. The record is from the annotation of a GenBank genome assembly.